Molecule: messenger RNA, 1668 nt
Organism: Panicum virgatum (switchgrass)
Lineage: Eukaryota; Viridiplantae; Streptophyta; Magnoliopsida; Poales; Poaceae
Exons: 2
Coding region: 1-1668 (555 amino acids)
Molecular function (GO): RNA-DNA hybrid ribonuclease activity; nucleic acid binding
Source: RefSeq, a predicted model, not a curated record
AUGCCGGGCAUCCCAAGGGAGGUCGCCAAGCACGAGCUCCGCAUUUUGUCGGGAUCCAAGCCCAUCCAGCAACGACUACGCCACUUCGACGACGAGAGGCGCAGGGCCAUAGGAGAGGAGGUAGCUAAGCUAUUAGCUGCUGGCUUCAUAAAGGAAGUCUACCACUCUGACUGGCUCUCUAACCCAGUCCUUGUAAAGAAGAAAACUGGUCAAUGGAGGAUGUGUGUUGAUUACACCAGCCUGAGCAAGGCUUGCCCAAAAGACCCUUUUCCCUUGCCUAGAAUAGAUCAGAUAAUCGACUCCACCUCUGGAUGUGAAAUCUUGUCCUUUCUGGAUGCUUACUCGAGCUACCACCAGAUAGCGAUGAAGGAAUCCGACCAGCUCGCGACAUCCUUCAUCAUGCCGUUCGGCUCGUACUGUUACGUGUCAAUGUCGUUCGGUCUCAAGAAUGCAGGGGCAACAUACCAGCGAUGCAUGCAAACCUGUUUUUCCGACCAGAUCAACCCGCCGAUUGACCCCGACCGGCCAGGUCUGCAUCGGGCGACGGUUGCCGUCUAUGUUGACGACAUCGUCGUCAAGACGCCACGCGCGGAUGACCUGGUCGCCACCCUGAGCACCACGUUCGCAAAUCUCAAGAGGUUCAACAUCAAACUGAACCCCGAGAAAUACACGUUCAUUGUGCCUAAGGCCACUAACCAUGUGGUCAGCGCCGCUCUGGUGAUCAAAAGGGAAGAGCAGGGACACGCCCUUAAGGUCCAACGUCCCGUGUAUUUUGUCAGCGAGGUACUGACCGACACCAAGUUGCAGUACCCACAGACACAAAAGCUCCUAUACGCCGUCGUCAUGACGGCCAAGAAGUUGCAACACUACUUCACCGAGCACGAGGUGUUGGUCGUCACCUCGUUCCCACUUAGAGAAGUCGUUCGCAAUCGCGACGCCGUAGGGCGGAUCUCCAAAUGGGCAGUCGAGCUAAUGUGCUACGAUGUCAAGUUCGUUCCACACACGACGAUAAAGUCUCAGGCCCUGGCUGACUUCAUCGCCGAGUGGACGGAAAUCCAAGCCCCGACCCCAGAAAUUUCUCACGAGUACUGGACCCUCUACUUCGACGGGUCGGUCAUGGGACCCGGCGCAGGGGCCGGGGUCGUCCUGGUCUCCCCAGAAGGAGGCAAGUUCCAAUACGCAGUCCACCUCCACUUUCCUGCACCCAACAACAUAGCAGAGUAUGAGGCACUCAUCAGCGGCCUCCGCAUAGCCAUCGACAUAGGGGCAACCCGCAUGUAUGUCUACGGUGACUCCAAGCUCGUAGUCGACCAGGUCAUGAAGAACUCUAACUGCGAGAGCCCCCUCAUGGACGCAUACUGCCAGGAAGUCCGUAAGCUAGAAGGGAGAUUCCGGGGUCUGGAGCUCCACCACAUCCCACGAAAACAAAACCCUGACGGGGACGCUCUCGCAAAAAUGGCUGCCAAGCGCAAGCCGGCACCCAGCGGCGUUUUCAUCAACGACCUGAACGCGCCGUCGGGGCGAGAGAAGCAGCCGCCCGUAGACAAAACAAAAACAGGGGAAACAGAGCAUGCGGAGAAAACAGAGCACGCUCCCUCCGACCCGCCCCCCGACCAGGUACCCGCGGGCCCAACCUGUCUCGCUACGGGGCAAUCCGACCCGAGCUAG